Molecule: messenger RNA, 1261 nt
Organism: Acipenser ruthenus (sterlet)
Lineage: Eukaryota; Metazoa; Chordata; Actinopteri; Acipenseriformes; Acipenseridae
Product: E3 ubiquitin-protein ligase TRIM39-like
Exons: 4
Coding region: 1-879 (292 amino acids)
Molecular function (GO): protein binding
Source: RefSeq, a predicted model, not a curated record
AUGAAUGCUACAAAGAGCACUAGCGAGGCGUUGCGAGAGCUGGAGGAGGAUAUCACUGAACUCCAUAGGGAUCUGAAAGAGGAGUUCAUUUCUCUGGAGAGAUGUGUGCUGGUUAUCAGGGAGGUGGGGACUGUCAGAACAAGCCAAACUGACGGAGAAGUUCAUUUCUCUGGAGAGAUGUGUGCUGGCUAUCGGGGAGAGUCUGUGAAGCGAGAGGUCCUUAAAUCAGAAUGGAAGUGGAUCCGCAGCUCAGCAGUUGACAUUUUGACUCUGGACCUCGAUACAGCACACCCCCGGCUCACCCUGCCUGUGGAUGAGAAACAAGUGAGAGGGAAAAGGCAGGAUUAUAACAAUCCCCAGAGAUUUGAUUACAGGCGCUGUGUGCUGGGCAAGGAGGACUUCACCUCAGGGAGACACUACUGGGAGCUGGGGGUGGGAGAGAAUACAUUCUGGAGAUUAGGAGUCAGCAGAGAGUCUGCCCCGAGGAAGGAGGAGUUCAGCAUGACCCCCCAGCAGGGUUACUGGACUGUGGGGUGGGAUGGAGAUGAAGAUAAAGAUGAGUUCAUUGCUCUCACUGACCCCCAGACCCCCCUCCCCCUGAGCCUGAAGCCCCAGAAGCUGGGGGUGUAUCUGGAUUAUGAGGAAGGAUGGCUCUCCUUUUACGAUGUGGAGACCAGAUCUCACAUCUACACUUUCACUGACAUGGAGUUCAAUCCCAAUGAGAAACUCUAUCCAUUCUUCUGGACGAUAGAAUACAAUGACCUUGUGCUGGUGUCCCCGGGGAAGAUGAAUGACAGCUCUUUCUUUCUUCUAGUCUGGAAAUGGAUUCUUGCUGCAUCAGGUACUGAUUCACUUUACUACUUGUUUGCUAGAGGCUGAUGUGCUUGUUGAUUUAUUAUUUAUUUCUAUAACUCCUAUCUGGUUUGAAGUGUUACAGAACACCCUUUAGUGUUUUCAACAAACGCACAGCUAGCCAUUGCUUUUCAUAAUAAUAACAACAUGGGUCAUGCAGGUUUUAUUAUUUUAUAGUAUUGAACAGUUCAUGUCAUAAUAAAAAGUCUGCAGUUGUUACAAUAACAGCAGUGUAUAAGUUUAAAUUAUUACAGAACACGCUUUAGUGUUUAUAACAAACACACUCUUACUAUUGCUGUCUCCUGUGCUAAACGCAUUGCUGAGAUAUCUUCACAACAUUAUAUCAAUUGAUAGUUUGAUAUUUUUAUUCGCAUAAAUUAACUGAGAAUUGAAGGCGAUGGCAAAACAC